AUGGUCGCGGCCGAGCUGCUACUUCGUGCGAUGACCAGCAUGAAAGCCAUUUACAUUGUAGUGUGCUCAUGUCUGCAAGAAGCUCAGCGCUUGAGCAAGAAAGGACUUUCGAUGUCAGCUCACGGCUUCCUUGCCAAAGUUGCGGUUGAUGGCGUGGUCACUGCUGGCUGA
Messenger RNA from Peronospora matthiolae, 171 nucleotides. The record is from the annotation of a GenBank genome assembly. NCBI's taxonomy places the organism in Eukaryota, Oomycota, Peronosporomycetes, Peronosporales, Peronosporaceae.